Messenger RNA from Acanthosepion pharaonis, 948 nucleotides. Lineage: Eukaryota; Metazoa; Mollusca; Cephalopoda; Sepiida; Sepiidae. The record is from the annotation of a GenBank genome assembly.
AUGCUUUCUUAUUUUCUAUCACUUUCUUUCCACUUAACCGAUCUUCACACAUGUUAUCUCUUCCUUUCUUUCCCUUCAAUCUUUAUCAUCAAACACCGUGCCAACGAGAACGAUCUCAUCAUUUCCAUCGUAACGAAGCUUCUCCGAACCAUCUCGUUCAUUAACCACUCCUUUUUUUCGGCCCUCCUCACUCGACUUCUUUUUACUUCCUUUGCAGCUAUAGUUCCCUUUUCUAUACCUUUUCUUUAUCAGCUAUCGAUUUUGACUACAUUGACUGACUUUCUUUCAUUUUCUUUCUUUCGUUUUCUUCCGAGUUUUUCGACCAAAAUUUUAAAUUUCAUUCAUUCAUAUUUCUUUUUUCCCAUCAUCCUUGUCAUUUUCUUUUCUGUUUUUUUCUUCAUACCACUCUUCAUCUUUCAUUUGAUUUCUACGUUUAUUCUUUUCCCUGAUCUUCUUAUAUUAUUUUUCUCUCUCUCACAUUCAUAUUUCUUCCACUCAUUUCUAUUCUUCUCCGACUCACUUCUUGACGUUUUCUCUCUGUUUCUCUCUCACACUCUUUUACUCACGUCUCCACCACUGAUUCAUUUCUCUCCCUAUCUCUUCUAUCGUAUCUUUCACAUCCUUUUUAAUUUAUGCAUCUCCCUCUCUCCUUUAUUCAUUUCUCUCUUACUCUCAUUUCAUUAUGUCUUCCAUACUCACUUUCACUUAUUCCUCUCAUAUUCUUUCUAUCUUCUCGCUGUCUUUUUUUUCCAUACCUUUUCUUUUUUGUUUCUUUUUGGACACUCUUUCCCCUACUUUUUUCUUUCUUUAGUCAUUUUCAUUCCUGACCUCAUUAUUUCUCUUUCUAUUUUUCUCUUUUUUCCUUCAUGCUAUUGUCUUGAUGUUUUUAUUCUUUCUUUCAUUUAUUUUUUUUAUCCUGACAUCAUUUAUUUUUAUUUUUCACUAUGA